AUGGAGGAGAAUCGCUUCGGUGCCGAGCUGCUGCCAACCGCCCUCUCCCUUCCCGGGGCUCUGGCCAAACCCAUCAUGGAUCAGUUAGUGGGGGCUGCAGAGACUGGUAUCCCCUUUUCCUCCCUGGGUCACCAGGCAGCAGCCCAUCUGAGGCCUUUAAAAACUCUGGAGCCAGAAGAAGAGGUGGAAGAUGACCCGAAAGUGCAUCUGGAAGCCAAAGAGCUUUGGGAACAAUUCCAUAAAAGAGGCACGGAGAUGGUGAUUACCAAAUCGGGAAGGAGAAUGUUUCCUCCAUUUAAAGUGAGAUGCACUGGACUGGAUAAAAAGGCCAAGUACAUUUUAUUGAUGGAUAUUGUGGCGGCUGAUGAUUGUAGGUACAAAUUCCAUAAUUCCCGGUGGAUGGUAGCCGGCAAAGCUGACCCUGAAAUGCCAAAGAGAAUGUACAUCCACCCGGACAGCCCGGCCACCGGCGAACAAUGGAUGUCCAAAGUCGUCACCUUUCACAAGCUGAAGCUCACUAACAACAUCUCCGACAAGCACGGAUUCACCAUUUUAAACUCCAUGCACAAGUACCAGCCCCGGUUCCACAUCGUCCGAGCAAACGAUAUCCUCAAGCUUCCCUAUAGCACGUUCAGGACCUACGUUUUCCCGGAGACUGAAUUCAUCGCAGUGACCGCAUACCAGAAUGAUAAGAUCACUCAAUUAAAAAUUGACAACAAUCCCUUUGCCAAAGGUUUUCGGGACACCGGGAAUGGAAGGAGAGAAAAAAGGAAGCAGCUGACCCUGCAGUCCAUGCGGGUGUACGACGAGAGGCAGAAGAAGGAAAAUCCCACCUCGGACGAGUCGUCCAACGAGCAGACGGCCUUCAAGUGCUUCGCCCAGUCCUCCUGCCCCGCCGUGCCCGCCGUCGGCACCUCCAGCCUCAAAGAUCUCUGCCCCAGCGAGGGAGACAGCGAUGCGGACAGCAAAGACGAUCCCUUGCUAGAAGCCAACGAGUCGGGCAAAAUCAGCACGACCACCGCCACCACCCCAGCGCCGGCCAGCUCCGCCGCGGCCGCGGGAGACGACCCCCGGGAGAAAGGGGGAAGCCCCUCCAAAAGCCACUUCUUUCCCGGAGACUCGGCGGGGAGCCGGAGCCGAGAGAGAACGGAGAAAGCCCCUCCGGACUCCCGGCACAGCCCGGCUACUAUCUCUUCCAGCACCCGGGGGGGAAGCCUGAGCGGCGAGGAACUGAAAAGCCCCCUCAGGGAUGGCCCCAAAGUAGAUGAGAACCGGCUGCUGGGCAAAGAGCCCUUCGCCCCCCUCACGGUCCAGACCGACAGCACGGCCCACCUGAGCCAGGGACACUUGCAAAACCUCGGCUUCCCCCCUGCCCUGGCCGGCCAGCAGUUCUUCAACCCGCUGGGCAACGGGCACCCGCUGCUGCUGCACCCCGGGCAGUUCGCCAUGGGGGGGGCCUUCUCCGGCAUGGCCGCGGGGAUGGGGCCGCUGCUCGCCACCGUCUCCGGGGCAUCCGCCGGUGUCUCGGGACUGGACAACACGGUCAUGGCCACGGCGGCGGCCCAGGGACUCUCGGGAGCAUCGGCGGCUGCUCUGCCUUUCCAUCUGCAGCAGCACGUCCUGGCUUCUCAGGGCCUGGCCAUGUCUCCCUUCGGAAGCCUCUUCCCCUACCCCUACACCUACAUGGCGGCGGCGGCCGCCGCCUCCAGCGCCGCCUCCAGCUCGGUGCACCGGCACCCCUUCCUCAACGCCGUGCGGCCGCGGCUCCGCUACAGCCCCUACCCGCUGCCCGUCCCCCUGCCCGACGGCAGCAGCCUCCUCACCACCGCCCUGCCCGGCCUGGCCGCCGGCUCCGGCGAGGGCAAAGCGGGGGGGCUGAAUGCCAGCCCCGGUUCCGGGCCCCUGGACUCCGCCUCGGACCUCACCAGCCGCUCGUCCACCCUCUCCUCCGGCUCCGUCUCCCUCUCCCCCAAACUGGGCGCGGAGAAGGAGGCGGCCACCAGCGAACUGCAAAACAUCCAGCGCCUGGUCAGUGGGCUCGACCCCAAGCAGGACAGAUCCCGCAGCGGCUCCCCGUAACCCCCCCGGCCUCCGGGAGCUCAUUUCAAAUCCGUCUCGCAGUGCACUUUGUUUGAAAGAAACCACAUCCUCCACCCGCGAGUUGGUUGUGUUGUUUGUUUUUUUUUUACCCCCCUCUUUUAGUUGGG
Molecule: messenger RNA, 2207 nt
Organism: Gavia stellata (red-throated loon)
Lineage: Eukaryota; Metazoa; Chordata; Aves; Gaviiformes; Gaviidae
Gene: TBX3
Product: T-box transcription factor 3
Exons: 8
Coding region: 1-2079 (692 amino acids)
Biological process (GO): cell fate specification; regulation of transcription by RNA polymerase II; cardiac chamber development
Cellular component (GO): nucleus
Molecular function (GO): DNA-binding transcription factor activity, RNA polymerase II-specific; RNA polymerase II cis-regulatory region sequence-specific DNA binding
Source: RefSeq, a predicted model, not a curated record